Eubalaena glacialis (North Atlantic right whale) is the source of this 201-nucleotide messenger RNA. RefSeq names its product tachykinin precursor 4 (gene TAC4). The coding region runs from base 1 to 201 and encodes 66 amino acids. NCBI's taxonomy places the organism in Eukaryota, Metazoa, Chordata, Mammalia, Artiodactyla, Balaenidae. The transcript has 2 exons. The record is from RefSeq and is a predicted model, not a curated record.
AUGCUGCUCUGCCUCACCCUGCUUCUCCUGAUGGGGCUGUCUGCUUGCACUGUGGCAGGUGACGAGGAACUGGCACUUGAUGCUGAAGCUGGGUCCUGGGAAGAUGUUGUCCCCAGCAUUCAGCUCCAGCUCUGGGAAGUGAAGAGGGGCAAAGCGAGCCAGUUCUUUGGACUGAUGGGGAAGCAGGUGGGAGGUGAGUGA